Molecule: messenger RNA, 1392 nt
Organism: Trichoplax adhaerens
Lineage: Eukaryota; Metazoa; Placozoa; Uniplacotomia; Trichoplacea; Trichoplacidae
Exons: 1
Coding region: 1-1392 (463 amino acids)
Biological process (GO): carbohydrate metabolic process
Molecular function (GO): hexosaminidase activity
Source: RefSeq, a predicted model, not a curated record
AUGGACGUUAAAAUAUACGAUCAUGAUGGUCCACAUCAGUUCAAAGGAAAAAAGAUCGUCCACUUGGAUUUAAAGGGCGCUCCCCCCAAGCUAAGUUACUAUAAACCUUUCUUUUCAAUAAUGGCCUCACUAGGCGUUGACGGUAUCCUAAUGGAAUACGAGGAUAUGUUCCCUUAUUCCGGUAGCAUGGAGGUCAUUAGGCGUGAAGAAGCUUAUACUAAUGAAGAAAUAGAAACUAUUAAACGUUGGGCAGAGGAAAAGAAUUUAGAACUUAUUCCUCUUGUUCAAACAUUUGGCCAUUUAGAAUUUGUAUUAAAACAUGACAAAUUUAGUUCCUUGAGUGAAAUUCCAAAACCUCGUCGUGCAAUUUGUCCAUCGAACCAUCAAUCCCUUGUAAUGCUCAAGGAGCUUAUUGAUCAGGUCAUGACGUCACAUCCACACACCAAAUACUUUCAUGUUGGAGGUGACGAGGUAUACGAACUUGCUAAAUGCGCAAAGUGUAAGGAACACAAUUUAUCUAGGAAAGAGAUUUAUGUCCGCCAUGUCAUAGCUGUUUACAAAUAUAUAAAAUCAAAGUGGCCAAAUGUAAAUGUGCUAUUUUGGGAAGAUAUGAUUAGAACGUGGACAAUACCGGAAAUGGAAAAAUUGAAAGGACUUGUACCAAUGGUUUGGGCAUAUCGUCGCAACCUGGAUGAUGCUUUUCCUGAUAAUAUGUGGGAAAACUACGAGAAAGUGUUUCAAACUGUUUGGAUUGCAAGUGCCUUUAAGGGAGCAUUGGCACCUGACAAUGACCUUGUUCCAAUUGAUUAUCAUACUUCUAACCAUUUAUCUUGGAUGAAAAUUAUUAAAUUCUAUCAAAAGAUCAAGUUUGAAGGUAUAGCAGUUACUGGGUGGUCUCGUUUCGAUCAUUACCAACCAUUAUGUGAGUUGCUUCCAGCCGGAAUCCCAUCGCUAGCAUUAUGCAUUGGCAUCUUAAAUUUCGGAAACCUUAACAAUCAACUAGUUCGGAAGGUAUCGAAUGCUUUUCGAUGUCAGAAAAAUAUCUCUUUAAGUUUUAGCUUUCAGGACUAUAUCCAGGAGAAGUGUCACUUUCCUGGAAGUAAAACAUUUGCAAUUAUCAGUAAAUGGAAGGUCAUUUAUAGUGAUCUCAUGGUACUUCGAAGAUUUUUUAACGAUCCGAUGGGCUACCAUGUUUACAAAGACAAAGCAAUCCUGGCUGAACCUAAGAAGAGUAUUCGAGAAUUAGAUCAGCGAAUAAAUGCUUUUAUACCAGAAGCAACUUUGGCUUUAAAUGAGAUAUAUUAUCCAAAUACGGUGAAUGAAUGGGUAGCAUCGAAGAAAAAAGCAGCUAAAGACCUCUUAAUUUCUCUACAGCAAUAUUCAUCAAAUUGA